CAUCGUUCCACUUUCAGCUGUGUCCCCUAUCUCCAAAUGUCAACAUGCAUGAGCUGUCGUCGCUCGGGUCGGAAAAGAUAAUCAAAACGGGAAAAUUUCGCUAUCAGUGGGAGUGUUUUUCGGGUGUUUUUCUGCAAAUUUAAUCCUUAUCAGCUCAACAGAAUGGCCGCAACGCUCAAACCUUAUCUGACGGCCGUCCGUCACACCCUAACUGCAGCGAUGUGCCUGACCAACUUUUCCUCCCAGGUCGUCGAACGGCACAACAAACCCGAGGUGGAGGUCCGAUCGAGCAAGGAGCUUCUGCUCACUCCGGUGGUCAUUUCCCGAAACGAAAAGGAACGGGUGCUAAUCGAAACCAGCGUGAACUCGGUCCGCAUUAGCAUCGCCGUCAAGCAGGCGGACGAAAUCGAAAAGAUCCUGUGCCACAAGUUCACCCGGUUCAUGAUGAUGCGGGCGGAGAACUUUAUCGUUCUGCGGCGGAAACCGAUCGAGGGAUAUGAUAUCAGCUUCUUGAUUACGAACUUCCAUACUGAGCAGAUGUACAAGCACAAGCUGGUGGACUUUGUGAUCCACUUCAUGGAGGAAAUCGAUAAGGAGAUCAGCGAAAUGAAGCUGGCCGUCAAUGCGCGGGCUCGUAUUUGCUCGGAGGAGUUUUUGAAGCGAUUCUAAGCGCACCAGGACGAUCAGGGAGGAUGCAUUUACUAACACGACCGAAUCAUGGCAAUUAUUGUGCGUUUCGUUUAUUUUGUUCGGAUUUAUUUUCUGUUAGGAAAGUUUCUUUUUAGGAAUACUUCCAAGGCGGUUUUCCGAUCUCGCAAUACCCUAGCGCGAAUUUGGAUAGCGUAACUACUUUUAAUUAAUGCUGAGAUGCUGUUUAUCAAAAAUCAUUUCCAAGCAAGUCUAUAUUCAAGUAUUACACACGUAAUAAUGUUCGUAUAGGAAGAAGGUUCAAACCGUUCGAAUAUGAGCCAAAAUUAGGAACAAAGAUAGUACUAUAAUCA
Molecule: messenger RNA, 1001 nt
Organism: Aedes albopictus (Asian tiger mosquito)
Lineage: Eukaryota; Metazoa; Arthropoda; Insecta; Diptera; Culicidae
Gene: Arpc4
Product: actin-related protein 2/3 complex subunit 4
Exons: 3
Coding region: 163-669 (168 amino acids)
Biological process (GO): Arp2/3 complex-mediated actin nucleation; actin filament polymerization
Cellular component (GO): Arp2/3 protein complex; actin cytoskeleton
Molecular function (GO): actin filament binding
Source: RefSeq, a predicted model, not a curated record